UGGCCGUCGCCAUGGUGCCCAGGGACGCAUCUGCACACUGCUGCAUCCAGCGUCCGGAGCCCCAGGGUCGCUUCCAGUCUUCCUCAUCUACAUAAGAAGAAGGAUGUGACUCAGAGCCUGGAGAACUACACCUCCAAGUGUCCUGGGACCAUGGAGCUCAUCACUCUCCCAGAUGGCCUCACCCUGACCCUGUGCCCUUCACCAAGCUCCCCAUUGUCAGAUUUCCAGUGGGUUCAAGGGGACGUAUGUGAAGUCCAGCUGAUGGUGUACAACCCCAUGCUGUUUGAGCUUCGAGUGCAGAACAUGGGGCUGCUGACCAGCGGAGUGGAAUUUGAGUCGCGCCCCACAGCGCUCUCCCUUCCAGCCGAGUCUGGUCUAUACCUGGUGACGCUCGUAGGGGUCCCACAGAUGACUGGAACGAUCACCGUGAACGAUCGGCACACUCAUUGCAGCCUUCCUCUGGUGACGAGAUAUCUACCAACGUGUCUAUGCAGCUGUUCAACGGGGAGACUCAUCAACUCAUCGUCACCUUAGAAAACAUUGGCCUGGAACCCUUGGAGGCACUGGAGGUCACCUCCAAACUGCUCACCACCAAGGAGAAACUGUAUGGCAACUUCCUGAGCUGGAAGCUGGAAGAAACCCUCGCCAGUUCCCCCUGCAGACUGGGCAAGCAGCCACCUUCACUGUCACCAUCAAAGCGAGCCUGGACUUCUCCUGCCAGGAGGGUCUCCUGCAGGACCUGAG
This is a messenger RNA of Oryctolagus cuniculus (rabbit), 744 nucleotides long. Lineage: Eukaryota; Metazoa; Chordata; Mammalia; Lagomorpha; Leporidae. The record is from RefSeq and is a predicted model, not a curated record.